Aspergillus ruber CBS 135680 is the source of this 1029-nucleotide messenger RNA. Its product is annotated as phosphatidylinositol phosphate kinase family protein. NCBI's taxonomy places the organism in Eukaryota, Fungi, Ascomycota, Eurotiomycetes, Eurotiales, Aspergillaceae. The transcript is spliced from 2 exons. Gene Ontology annotation, molecular function: phosphatidylinositol kinase activity. The record is from RefSeq and is a predicted model, not a curated record. Bases 1 to 1029 code for a protein of 342 amino acids. Gene Ontology annotation, biological process: phosphatidylinositol metabolic process.
AUGAGUAGUCGUCGCCAGUCUGCCCUGAGCAAAUCCAUCCGCUCAGCUCUAUUCCGCGACCCAAACGACUUCCAAAGAACAACCCUCGGUCACAUUCAGGUCGUUUUCAGCAUCUACUACAUCGAACUCCUGCGCUAUGCCAACAUCCUCUUCCAGCGACUGCGCAAUAAUGUAUGGGAGAUCGACGAGAACGAGUAUCUGGGAUGUUUCGAGGCAGCUGAUCGAGUGAAGUCGAUGGGAGAUUUGGGGUUUUCUGGAUCGACAUUCUUCAGUACCUCCAACUCGAAAUUCCUCAUCAAAUCUCUCCCCCGCCACUUCGAGCACUCGUUCUUCCGUCGCGAACUCCUGCAACCAUACUACAUGCACAUGUGCACGAACCCCGAUUCCCUUCUUGUUUGGAUCACGGACUAUGUUUUCGCGCCGUACGUCACGAUCGGUAGCCUACUACGAACAACCCCCGCCCACCACAUCAUUAUGGACAACACGUUGUACGGGAAGAACGAUGAUCCUGCAAAAGACCAGUGGGAGACGUAUGACUUGAAACCGGUGGAUUAUUUCUACCCACAACGGGAUCUGGUUCCUGAUCCGUUGUUGAAUGAAAAAGCUAUGGAAAAACUGGGCGAUAGAUUCGAGGAUAAGGUCCGUCUUUUGCCAGAGGACUACAGCGAUCUGAUAAGGACUAUGCGCACCGAUACAAAGUUCCUGCAGGAGUCAAAUGCGGUGGAUUACUCCCUAUUUCUUGUGCGGUAUCCCGCGAGCUCGGCGCCUGAGGCUGUGGGGAGGAAGAAUCGGUGGAGGGUGGGUGUGUUGUCUGCUGAUGGGCAGUGGAAGUAUCGUGCCGUGUUGUUGGAUUUCUUCUGGGCCAGGCAUAAGCUGCAUGCACAGGCUAUGACAGGGGCGGUGCAGACGUUUAAUAUGAUCGGACGGCAGGGGCCUAUGACUAUUACGACGACGGCGGAGGAGUAUCGGGAGAAGUUUUUGGAGAUGGUGGAUGCUAUGGUGGAGGUGGAUGGGGACGAAGAGGCCUAG